AUGGCCUACAAGAAUAGCUCGUCGGUGCCCACAGCGUUGCCGGAGACCAAGGACUGGCAUCUCGACACGCCCCUCGAGGCAUACGACCUCAAUUGGGUCUUUCCCGUCCGUCCGCUCUCGACGUCCAAACUGAGAGUAGAGCCUUUCAUUCCCUCUGUCCAUGCCGAGCUUCUCUGGCAGGAGCUGUGUCGAUCACCCGCAUUGUUCACCUAUCUGGGCUAUGGGCCAUUCGGAUCGCGCGCAGAGUGGCUCACCUGGCUCGAAGCGACUAUCAGAAGGGACCCUACAGUCACCUUCCUCGCCAUCAGAGAUCUCACAAAGCAGGCAUCAGAUGGGAGGCCAGGUAAGAUCGUAGGUAGCAUUGCCCUCAUGGCGGCCUCGCGCGUCCAUCUGCAGAUUGAGAUUGGCCAUGUUCUCAUCCUCCCAGAAGCCCAACGCACCCAUGUGACUACACAUGCGACUUGCCUCUUGCUCGCUUAUAUCCUCAAUCCGAGCGAAACAUCACUUCUGCCCAGCCAAGACGAAGCCAACAUGAUCGCCAUCGACCUAGAUUCCCUUUCUGAGCCAGUGAUAUCGAACGAGGCAGAGCGUCUGCUGAGGAGUCCAGGACUCGGCUGUAGAAAAGCAAUCUGGAUCGCGCACGCCAUGAAUGACCCUUCCAACAGUGCUGCCACUAAGAUGGGCUUCUCGCCCGUCGGACUACUCGAAUAUGACAGAGUCAUCUCCCCGCACAAGCCCGCCGAGCGCUUCGAUUGGCUCGACAAUCUGCCUCGAGAGACCACACGGCUCUUCGGUUCGUCCAGGCGCGGUGCUGGGUUUGGCACACCGGAAGCAGGUGUCAUCCGGCAUUCCAGGCUAUGGCACAUCACUUGCAAGAGCUGGGCAGAAGGGCUCAAUGAGACGAUAGCAAAAAAGCUAGACAGGGUUAUCUGA
Molecule: messenger RNA, 933 nt
Organism: Mixia osmundae IAM 14324
Lineage: Eukaryota; Fungi; Basidiomycota; Mixiomycetes; Mixiales; Mixiaceae
Exons: 3
Coding region: 1-933 (310 amino acids)
Molecular function (GO): protein-N-terminal-alanine acetyltransferase activity; protein N-terminal-serine acetyltransferase activity
Source: RefSeq, a predicted model, not a curated record